Molecule: messenger RNA, 2031 nt
Organism: Lytechinus variegatus (green sea urchin)
Lineage: Eukaryota; Metazoa; Echinodermata; Echinoidea; Temnopleuroida; Toxopneustidae
Product: laccase-1-like
Exons: 10
Coding region: 1-1959 (652 amino acids)
Biological process (GO): iron ion transport
Cellular component (GO): plasma membrane
Molecular function (GO): copper ion binding; oxidoreductase activity
Source: RefSeq, a predicted model, not a curated record
AUGACAUGCCGAUAUACCUUCGACAUCGAAUGGUAUUCAACGAUGUCGAGAGCUUGUUUCGACUGCCCGUGCAAUCAGAGUGACUGUGAACGCGAACGGUGCGUGGCGGCAGAUGGUUUCCGUCGCCCAAUCGUUGUGGCCAAUCGCCAGCUUCCUGGUCCUGCAAUUGAGGUUUGCAAGGGAGAUCGCAUCAUCGUAGAAGUACACAAUGAACUCGACGAUGCCGAAGGCGUUUCGAUCCACUGGCACGGGCUCCUCCAACGAAACACACCAUACAUGGAUGGCGCCACCCUGAUCACACAAUGCCCAAUUACGCCAUUUUCUUCGUUCACUUAUGACUUCAUUGCCGAUCGGACGGGCACCCACUGGUGGCACUCUCAUACAGGUUUUCAGCGGGCUAAUGGUCUCUUUGGUCCUCUCAUUGUUCGGGAACCAGAAGCGGACAACCCCCACAGUGCCCUCUACGAUUAUGACCUUUCAGAACAUACUAUCAUGAUAAGCGACUGGUCGCACGAAACUGCGGUGGAGUUGUUCGUAUUGUCACACCAUGCGGGGGAAUGGAUCACUCCACCUCAUAUUCUUAUCAAUGGGAAGGCACAACUUGUCGGGUACACUGCAGAGAGUGACGGUACCUCACAUGCCACUCCUAGAGAAGUCUUUGAAGUAGAAGAAGGCAAGAGGUAUCGCUUCCGGUUGAUAAGUACGGCAAGCAGUAGUGAAGCCUUCACGGUGUCCGUAGAAAACCAUACCCUAACAAUUAUUGCCAGCGAUGGGGCAUAUGUACAACCACAAGAGGUCGACGCCCUAGUCAUUUAUGAAGGAGAAAGAUACGAUGUCGUCCUCAAUGCCUCACAGAGGAAUGGAUUUAAUUACUGGAUGAAGUUUCAAGAAUUGUACGGAGGACCAGUCGUAAAUCAUGGUCUGGCAAUCAUUAGGUACAGCGGCGCUCGCAAGGAGAACCCUUCAUCGAGCCCCUCUCCAACCCCAGAAGGCAUUAUCUACCAGAAAUUCAACAGUCCUGCUUCUGCAGACGUCCUUACUGUCAAUGAAUUGGUUGCCAUCGAAAAUGCAACCUUACCGCAAGAGAAUAAACGAACUUUCUACAUGAAAAGAGACUUUAAUGAAUUUUCUGAUGAACGUUACUGGGACGAUGUUUACAGCCCAAUGCUCAACGAUCGUUCGUUCAAACUGCCAAGUUACUCGCUUCUUUCUGAAUACCAUGACGAGACCGACGGCGAUGAUAUCUGCCUUUUUGAAGAUGAGGAGAUGAAUGAGAGAUGCAAGACCGAGUUCUGUCACUGUACCCAAGUUCUUCAAGUGAAAAUUAAUCAGACGGUUGAGAUUGUGUUAGUUGACGAGGGUAAGCGGUUUUUAGUUCUCCACCCUUUUCAUCUUCACGGUUAUUCGUUCAGGGUACUUGCUCAGGGUUUUGGUGGAGAUCACCUGAGCAUCGAGGAAGUAAUCAAGAUGGAUCGUAAUGGGACAAUUAAGAGAAACUUCGACAACCCACCUGAGAAGGAUACUGUCAUUACGACCAAUGCUGGUUAUACUGUCAUCCAGUUUAUUGCUGAUAAUCCUGGCUGGUGGCUUUUCCAUUGUCACAACGUAUUCCAUCUCCUGACUGGUAUGGCUAUUGUUGUUCGUGCUGGCGACCAAGCUGACCUACCGCCAUUACCAGAUAACUUCCCAAGGUGUGGCAACUUCGAACCCCGUGAAAGACCACCACCGCCAACCAGAUCAACACAACGACCACCGUCACCAUCACAUCCACCUGAAAACAUGUUCCCUCUGUCUACGGUUAUCGGCCUAUCCGUGGUCGUCGGCAUCCUCGGUCUCCUUGUCAUUGUCCUCAUCAUCGAUGCCAUAUGUCGCCGUCAGGAACCAGGUGCCCCGUCAUCGUCGACCGCGAAUGGAGGAAAAAAGGGCCAAGAUGCGCCAUGGAGAGAUACAAUCGAUUAAUUAUGUCAAAGAUAAAGUUUGUUGCGACACGUUCCUUCCAUUUGAUAAAUACCAUUAAACAAAAAUGUUUUU